CGAGGAAUUAAUGGCAUUGAGAGAGAGGAAACAUUGAUUUCAAUGUCACCGCAAUGGUACAGAGACUGAGCAUAGAUGGGAUGUUAUGACAAGGAUUCCGCCACGAAAAACAAUAGAUUGGACUGCCACGGAAGUUAGUCAGAAUCUGAAGAAAGUAGAUUGGCAUGUUGCAACAAUGAACAGAAGUCUCAGCUCGGCACUUCACCAUCUUACUGCAAGCUACGACGAACUGUCUCUAAAACAUCGAAUCAAAUAUGUGCUUCGGGUUAUUCAAGCAAUUUACUACCCUCUCCUCGCAAUUGUUGGUCUCACUGUAAACAUUGUAACGAUUGUCAUCCUGUCUCGGGGAAAAUGUGGUCUCUCUCGAUGGAUUACGCGUUAUCUGGUGGCCAUGUCAGCGGCAGAUCUACUCGUUGUUAUCCUAGAUCUGAUGUUGAGACAUAUUCCAAUUGUUUUUAAGGAACAGUUUAUUUUUCUAAAAUCUGUCCCUUUGUGCAAUAUUCAUGCUGUCCUGCUAUAUACAGCUAUUGAUUGUUCUGUAUGGUUCACUGUCGCUUUUACCUUUGAUCGUUUUGUAGUUCUUUGUUGCAGCAAGCUGAAAAGUAGUUACUGCACUGAAAGAACAGCGGCUGUAAUUCUGGGAACAAUGACUGUUUUGAGUGGUUUGAAGAACAUUUUCUGGUAUUUUAUGCUUACAGGUUUGUAUCGGCUUCAUAAAGAUCCCUGGUUUUGUAAUGUAUCAACAAGUGUUCAGUUCUCUUUGGUCUGGAGAUCCAUUGAGUUUGUCCAUUACAUAUUCACUCCAAUUAUCCCAUUUGUCAUUAUUCUGCUGCUGAACGCAUUCACUGCAAAACACGUUUUCAUGAACACCAAUGUCCGCAAGAGACUUCGCACUCAGAGUAUUGUAAGGAAUGUCAGAGAUGCAGAGAUGGAGAAUAGAAGAAGAUCCAUAAUUUUACUCUUCUUAAUCUCUGCUAAUUUUAUCCUACUGUGGUCAAUAUUAGUGAUUUCCACAUUAUGGAUGCGAAUGACAUUAUUGGGAUAUGCUGUAUGGAUCGAUCGAUUUUGGCGAGAUAUUGGCUUCAUGCUACAGCUUCUGAGCUGUUGCACAAAUACUUGUAUUUAUGUUGUGACACAGAAAAUGUUUAGAAAUCAGUUGAAGAAUGUUCUACGAUGUUUAUUUACUCUAAAAUUCCAAGCCAUCCAAUGAUGUAAUUACUCAAUCAUUGAGUGCAUCGAGCAGCUUUAUUAUACUUCACACUUGCUGUAGUCAGCUGGAAAUUUUUAUUUGUUAAGAAGUCAGGAAAUGUUUUUCAAAAUGGCCAUUUAGUGGGCUGUAAGGUUUCAUCCUUAUAGUAGUUGAAGAAAUAAAGUAAUGCCCAAUCACCACAGUGACAGGAGCAAAGACAUGUCACACAUAGUUCUUAAGGGGUGAAACAAUUAUACUGGGCAAAAUUAAUUAAGAUACAAAUCUGGUACUGUCAUCUCCAGUCAUAAUUGUUCUCCAAGGUAUUUUAUGGGUGAGGAUCCCUGGAUGGCUUGCUAAUGCUCAAAAUGCUGUUGAGGCCUUUUGCCCAGCACAGAGGUGGGAAGUGAUACUCUCUUUCCUAACAUGAGUAAAAGUAACAGGUGAGCUUCUGUCACACAGUAUGAGCAAACAUUGCAGGUAGGACAUGUUCCUUCUGUACUUGGAGAGGUGUGAGCAGAUCUGAUCAAAUUUUGUUUAAGCAGCGGAGCUGGGACUGUAUUUGCAUUGUGAUUGUUUGGCCAGAUUCAAUAUGACUGAUGGCAGACUAGGAAUUGCAUCCAUCUACUUCCUUGUUGAGAAUUUUUGGAAUACUUUGUUCCUCAUAUUGUAGGUGAUGCACAGUUCCAUCCCCAUGGUGCAUAGAGAUGCAUAAGGGGACAAUUCUCGAUACAGCAGCCAUGUCAGUUGAUGCCAUUCCCAAAAACACUCAAUCCAAAAGGGUCAAAAACGAAAGCAUCGUAAAGCGUCACCAGCUGACAAUCUCCAUUAUAAACAGAAUAACGACAACAAUAACUGGAAUAAGAUAGAAUAAGCAUGGAAACUUUUGCCUUUAAGCAAUCAGAAUUUAAGUAACACCUAAUCUUCAUAGUGUGGAAAGAUAUAUAAUCCAUGGUAAUGUUUAACAAUACUACAUAGUCGUUAACAUUCCUCAAUAGGAGGGAGAGAAAAAAAAAAGAUAGUUUAAAAGGUUCAAGAGUUGGUUGAGUAAAGUACUCAAGUCUUGCAGAGGACUCCAGCUGAGUUACAUUGAAAACAAUGCAGAAAUAUUCCAUAUCACUCAAAUCCUGGGAAGAAUCAGAGAUAAAAAGCAGUAAUGAUUAAAAGAGCUAGUUUUGGAGCACAUCACGUACAAACAUCAGAUUGAGGAAAACUUAGAAUUGAAGAGGUAAAGUAGAAUAUGUUUAGCAUGAGGCCUGGACUCAAUUUCACUCCAUAAAUGAGUUUUUGAAAUGUUCAGAUGUCACUCAAUCUGUCCCUUGAUUGCUUUUCAAGUGAAACAUUCCUUCAGACAACAGAAAGAUAGAUUAGGCUUAACGAGGGGCCUAUUUUAUUUCUACUUAAAGCUUCAAUAUCAAUCCCUGCCGUUUUGCAAUGUCUUAUCCAAUAUUUAGUUUUCACACUGUAACUGGGAUAUGAGCUGCUUGCAGUUAUAAAUGUUGAUUUCACCCAAAACUCAUGCUGAGCACAAUCUGCAUGAGUUGUCUUUUCUGGUCUUUUCUGAUCUGAUCCUAUUGAAACCAGGCAUUGGGUUUAAAAUAUAAUCUCCAGUGUCCAGUAGCAACAAUGAUUCUGAUGAAGCAACAUUCUGGGGAGAUUAUUCUGACACUUCAGUGUCAGAUUCCUUGCUCCCUAUUGAAGCUCCCAAUAGAAGCCUUCAGAUCAGACAUUGAUCAAGAGGGCCCAGAAAGGCAGAAGGGCGUGAGAUUUAUUGCUUUCCUUCUUUUCCAUUUUUGUUUUAUUUUUACUUAAUAGACAUUCAUUUCGACACAAAUUACUGCUGUCAAGUCUUCACUUAACAACAUUUAAUCGAAUUCAAAAGCAGCACUUUUGUACACUCUGUAAUCCAAGACACUAUCUUUUUUGUGUUUUCUCCGUUACUACCUAUCUGCAUCUUUUGCAAUAGUAUAAUUGACUGUCACUCGCUAUCCAUCAAUUUAGGUAGAUUGAUGUCAGCUUUUCCAAAACCCUUCCUCUUUCUCCUUUUCACAUUCACUCACUGUUUUUCGCUGUGAUUUCCGUAAGCUUGAUGUUUCUCUGGAUAGAAGCAAAAACCAGCAUGUUGAUAGAUGAUCGUGAGGGAGGGUGAACUCAAUAUUGGCGUUCGGGAGAGGGGAUACCAGGCUCAGUGGAAGUAGUCGCAGAGCCUUGGCUGUGUUCAAGUAUAAAUGCAACUAGGACUCUGAGAAAGGAGAAUUACAGCUCUUGGCAAAGGAAAUGGAGUUUCUAAAUGAUGAGGUUGCAUGGUUUGUGAAGAGCACAGGAUCAUGGAGAUCAGGCCAAGAAUUCAGGAAGGGUGUUUUUGAGUGCAGAUUGGAAUGCAUGGAGGAUAUCAGAGCCUUUCACAAAUAUUGCAAUUCUGUUGUCAGUUGGACCAAGUUUAAA
Messenger RNA from Stegostoma tigrinum, 3631 nucleotides. RefSeq names its product probable G-protein coupled receptor 139. The record is from RefSeq and is a predicted model, not a curated record. Gene Ontology annotation, molecular function: G protein-coupled receptor activity. Gene Ontology annotation, biological process: G protein-coupled receptor signaling pathway. Gene Ontology annotation, cellular component: membrane. The transcript has 2 exons. NCBI's taxonomy places the organism in Eukaryota, Metazoa, Chordata, Chondrichthyes, Orectolobiformes, Stegostomatidae. The coding region runs from base 86 to 1210 and encodes 374 amino acids.